Messenger RNA from Amoebophrya sp. A25, 358 nucleotides. The record is from the annotation of a GenBank genome assembly. NCBI's taxonomy places the organism in Eukaryota, Dinophyceae, Syndiniales, Amoebophryaceae.
CGACAGUGUCAGAUUAACCACAUCACGCUCGAUUGCGUGGUUCCCAGAACCGCUUGGCCAACUGCUCACGUAUGAGCGGACGCCGUUGUUUGACUACAAUACCAGUUUUGCGCAAAAACAGACCGACGUUUUGCGCAGUGUUCGCUGCUUUCUGCAUACAGAGCCGUGCACAUCCUACUCCUGGUCUCCGGAAGGCGGGCAAGUGUUCGAGAAGCAGAUUGUCCAAGAUGGGAUUCGCUUGGACUGGACCAAAGACUACCGUCGGUUUGACUACGUAAUCCGGAAAGUGCCGAUGAUGUGGGAUAAUGUCACUGCUGCCGAAAUGAUCUACUGCCCCGACGGCAUUGGAACCUGCGAC